AUGUCCAACAAACAAUCCGCCUACGGCACCCCAACCUCGGACACAUUCGGCGGCAAAAGCUGGGACCGAGAAGAGUACGCCAAAAAAGGCGCUGAAGAAGAAGCCAAGCGCAAGGAAGAAGGCAAAGCGCGAUAUGAAGCCAAACUGCUCGGCAAGAAAUGGCACGCGCCGGUCGACUACAGCUCGCUCGAAGCGACAACCUCCCGCAAACAACGUCUCGAUGUCGCGUCGAUGGUCGGAAAGACGACGAUCGUUUCGGCAGCAAAUGCAGUCGGCAAGCGUGGUCGCGGCGCUGGUUUCUACUGCGCGGACUGUGAUCUCACAUUCAAGGAUAAUUUGCAACUUGUGGAGCACUUGAACAGCAAGCAGCAUUUGAUUGCUACGGGGCAGAGCGGGGAGGUGGCGCAGGCUACGGUGGAGGAUGUAAGGCAGCGGUUGAGGAUGCUUGCGCACCAGAAACGGGUUAGAGAGGAGGAGGAGCGGAUGGUGUGGCAAAUGGAUCUGGGCGAGCGGCUCAAGGAUAGAGAGGAGCAGCUCUCGAAAGAACGAGAGGAGAAGAGGCGGAAGAGGAAUGAGAAGCGCCGCAGAGGUGGGGAUGAGGUAAAGCAGGAAGACAGCUGGGAAGGCCGGCUGGGGAUCAUCGCCUAG
This is a messenger RNA of Aspergillus mulundensis, 648 nucleotides long. Its product is annotated as U4/U6-U5 snRNP complex subunit SNU23. Gene Ontology annotation, cellular component: U4/U6 x U5 tri-snRNP complex; spliceosomal complex. Bases 1 to 648 code for a protein of 215 amino acids. The transcript has a single exon. Gene Ontology annotation, biological process: mRNA splicing, via spliceosome. The record is from RefSeq and is a predicted model, not a curated record. NCBI's taxonomy places the organism in Eukaryota, Fungi, Ascomycota, Eurotiomycetes, Eurotiales, Aspergillaceae.